CAAGAACAAGUACCAUUUGGGAAAUGUUUGAGUGAUCCAUGCUGCCCGGCCACACUUCCAGCUAUGCAUUUUUAAGUUUUCAAAAGCCUGUUUUUUAACUUCCAACUCAAUCCAACUCGAAAUAAAACUCAACCCAUCUCGCAUUUCCAAAUCUAAGGACAUCCGAUGAAGCCUAAACUUUUUCUCUUCUUUCUCUUUCUCACUAUCAACACUUACUUUCUCCCAUCACAAAGUGUUGUAACAUCCACAAUCCCACAACAGUUUAGAGAAGCCCCCAAGUUCUACAAUUCCCCCGAAUGCCCCAACAAUAAUUUUAAGGCUGAUGAUUCAGACAAUAACCACAACAAUGACGUUGUCUGCUGGAACGAGGCCAUUCACUUGGCCAUGACCCUCGAUGCUGCCUACAUCCGGGGCUCGAUGGCCGCUGUCCUCUCCAUCCUCCAGCACGCUUCCUGCCCCCAGAAUGUCUUUUUCCAUUUCGUGGCCUCUGCCUCCGCCGAUGCUUCCGCCCUGCGAGAUACCAUCUCCGCCUCUUUCCCGGACCUCAUCUUCCAAAUAUACCCGUUUCGUGAUUCCGCGGUGGCGGGGCUAAUCUCCACCUCCAUCCGCUCCGCCCUCGACUGCCCUCUCAACUACGCCCGGAGCUACCUAGCGGACCUCCUGCCGCCCUGCGUCCGCCGUGUGGUGUAUCUGGACUCGGACUUGGUCCUUGUUGAUGACAUUGCGAAACUUUCAGGCACGCCUCUCCCUGGGGACAAAGUCCUGGCGGCGCCGGAAUACUGCAACGCCAAUUUCACUUCUUACUUCACCCCCACAUUCUGGUCGAACCCUUCACUCUCCUUGACCUUCGCGAACCGGAGAGCCUGCUAUUUCAACACCGGCGUGAUGGUGAUUGACCUGGACCGGUGGCGGGGCGGCGAUUACACGAAACAGAUUGAGGAAUGGAUGGAGCUACAGAAGAGGAUGAGGAUAUACGAACUGGGCUCUCUGCCGCCAUUUCUGCUGGUUUUCGCCGGAAACAUAGCGGCGGUGGAUCACCGGUGGAAUCAGCACGGUCUGGGAGGAGAUAACUUUCGCGGGCUUUGCCGGGCCCUGCAUCCAGGCCCGGUGAGCCUACUCCAUUGGAGUGGGAAAGGAAAGCCAUGGGCCCGGCUCGACGCUGGCAGGCCAUGCCCGUUGGAUGCACUUUGGGCACCUUAUGAUCUGUUAAAACCUCCGUUUUCAUUUGAUUCUUGAAUUCGUUCACAGAUCGUAAAAAUUCUCGCUAAAAAACAAUUUAGUUUGUUAUUGUUUUCGAAGGUAAAUGUCGGGAGGAAAUAUUCAUGGUAAAUGUAUAAUUACAUAUUAACACGGAAUGCAAAAUCAUGAUUUCAUUUGAUGAAAUAUAUGUACAUAUAAUAUUGAU
Molecule: messenger RNA, 1405 nt
Organism: Sesamum indicum (sesame)
Lineage: Eukaryota; Viridiplantae; Streptophyta; Magnoliopsida; Lamiales; Pedaliaceae
Product: putative galacturonosyltransferase-like 1
Cellular component (GO): Golgi apparatus
Molecular function (GO): glycosyltransferase activity
Source: RefSeq, a predicted model, not a curated record